GGCAGGACCGCGCAAGCCUCUUUCCACCUCGCCUCUGGGCCAAUGCUUUCUUUUGAAUUCUGUGUGAUUGGCAGGCACUCAGGCCAAUCGUGGUUAAAAAACCUUGAAGCCUCCCCAAACGAUCGUGAGCAGGAGGCGGUUUCUUGUUUGUUGGGCUUGUGUAUGUGUGUUUGCGGGGACUAAGGGGUACGCGGAGGCGAAGCCGCGUCGGCCAUGGCAGCAGCGGAGGAGGAGGAUGGGGGCUCUGAGGGGCCAAACGGCGAGCGGGGCGGGGCAGGCGCGACCUUCGAAUGUAAUAUAUGUCUGGAGACUGCUCGGGAAGCUGUGAUCAGUAUGUGUGGCCACCUGUACUGUUGGCCCUGUCUUCAUCAGUGGCUAGAGACACGGCCAGAGCGGCAAGAGUGCCCAGUGUGUAAAGCUGGGAUCAGCAGAGAAAAGGUUGUCCCCCUUUAUGGGCGAGGGAGUCAGAAGCCCCAGGAUCCCAGAUUGAAAACUCCACCCCGCCCCCAGGGCCAACGACCAGCUCCAGAGAGCAGAGGGGGAUUCCAGCCAUUUGGUGAUACCGGGGGCUUUCACUUCUCCUUUGGUGUUGGUGCUUUUCCCUUUGGAUUUUUCACCACCGUCUUCAAUACCCAUGAGCCAUUCCGCCGGGGUGCAGGUGUGGAUCUGGGACAGGGUCACCCAGCCUCCAGCUGGCAGGACUCCCUCUUCCUGUUUCUCGCCAUCUUCUUCUUUUUCUGGCUGCUCAGUAUUUGAGCUAUGUCUUCUUUCUGCCCACCUCUAGCCAGAGGAGAAUCAGUAUUGGGGGUUCCUGCUGACCCUUCCUUCCUCCCCGGCCCUCCCCCCAGCCCCUCCAUUUCUGUUGGCUAAGGCCAGCCUUGGCCACUCUCCAGGAGGGUGUGGGGAGGAGCGCCACCUGCACAGAGGAUGGGAGAAGCAUUCUCUUUGAACUGCGCACUCUCGCUCCGUAGCGGCGCACCUCCCAGCUCUGGGAGGGAGGAUGGAUGGAAGAGAAGGUCUGUUUCUCCUCUUUGCUCAUCCUUUGCCUUCCCCCACGUUUCUUGAUUUGAUGUUGAAAGGUGGGCAAGGCUCCCUCUGACUUUCCCCUUGUUGAUUUAAUUUAAUUUUUCUCUCCCCAGUGUCUAAUAUGGGUUCUGACUCUAAAUGCUUCCUUCCCCUCACUAUCUUCAUUACAAAUUCAAUAAACAAGUUGAGAUGCAUUGAUGAGAA
Messenger RNA from Miniopterus natalensis, 1230 nucleotides. It is a transcript of the gene RNF5, whose product is annotated as ring finger protein 5. NCBI's taxonomy places the organism in Eukaryota, Metazoa, Chordata, Mammalia, Chiroptera, Miniopteridae. Gene Ontology annotation, molecular function: ubiquitin protein ligase activity. Gene Ontology annotation, biological process: ubiquitin-dependent protein catabolic process. The record is from RefSeq and is a predicted model, not a curated record. Gene Ontology annotation, cellular component: endoplasmic reticulum.